Entelurus aequoreus (snake pipefish) is the source of this 9629-nucleotide messenger RNA. RefSeq names its product solute carrier family 25 member 22a (gene slc25a22a). Gene Ontology annotation, biological process: L-glutamate transmembrane transport; malate-aspartate shuttle; aspartate transmembrane transport. The record is from RefSeq and is a predicted model, not a curated record. Gene Ontology annotation, molecular function: L-glutamate transmembrane transporter activity; L-aspartate transmembrane transporter activity. Lineage: Eukaryota; Metazoa; Chordata; Actinopteri; Syngnathiformes; Syngnathidae. The transcript has 12 exons. The coding region runs from base 431 to 1369 and encodes 312 amino acids.
CUCUCCUCCUCUUCCCUCCCCGGUCCUCAGAUGCUAGUCAGACGGGUGCUUAGCAGUUCCCUGUCAGCCUAAAACAGCUUUGAUUGGACCUCAUCUUCACUGACUACACUGGAAAAGAGAGCAACAGCUAUUUGUGGCGCAGUCACCUGACUACCAGAGUCUCUGUAAUCAUUCACCAGAUGUCACUGAGUGAGUGACCAAUUCCACUGUGUCUGCCACAUGAGGACUGACAGGCAGCCAGGGAGGCGUGACACGCAAGAUACAACUACCCCCCAUUUGAAGAAGACAGACCAGACUAAAUCACCACUAAAAGGACAUAAUCCCAUGCAAGGCACUUCUUAACAAUCAACAAAAUAUAUAAAACGGCUGCUCUCACCAUCCGCAGUACACAAAGACAUUGACGGCAGUGAGGAGUCAGGGCUUUACAUAAAUGGCUGACAAGCAAAUCAGUUUGCCUGCCAAAUUGAUCAAUGGGGGGAUCGCCGGCCUAAUUGGAGUCACUUGUGUGUUUCCUAUCGACCUGGCCAAGACUCGCCUGCAAAACCAGCAAAAUGGAUCCCGCCUUUACACUAGCAUGUCAGACUGCCUUAUUAAGACCAUCCGGUCAGAGGGGUAUUUUGGGAUGUACAGAGGAGCGGCGGUUAACCUCACUCUCGUGACGCCAGAGAAAGCCAUCAAAUUGGCAGCCAAUGACUUCUUCAGGCAUCACCUCUCCCAGGAUGGAAAACUCACUUUGUUGAAAGAGAUGCUGGCUGGGUGUGGUGCGGGUACAUGCCAGGUUGUUGUCACCACGCCUAUGGAGAUGUUGAAAAUUCAGCUCCAAGACGCUGGACGUAUUGCGGCUCAGAGGAAGCUGAUGCCAGAGACGGUGGCAGCAGGCACAGUGGACGCCAAGUCGCCAACAGCCAUACAGCUCACCAGACAAUUACUGAGUGAAAAGGGAAUCGCUGGAUUAUAUAAGGGCCUUGGUGCCACAUUGCUCAGGGAUGUUCCAUUCUCCAUCAUCUACUUCCCCCUUUUUGCUAACCUGAAUAACCUGGGGAAGCGAGGCGCAGAAGGACCCGCUCCUUUCUACGUGUCCUUCCUUUCAGGCUGCUUAGCGGGCAGCACGGCAGCAGUCGCAGUCAAUCCAGUUGAUGUGAUAAAGACAAGACUUCAGUCUCUGACCCGGGGUAGCACCGAGGACACGUACAGUGGCGUGACCGACUGUAUCAGGAAAAUCAUGUCUAACGAGGGUCCAGCCGCUUUUCUGAAGGGGGCAUACUGUCGAGCGUUGGUCAUUGCACCUCUCUUUGGCAUCGCCCAGGUGGUCUACUUCCUCGGCGUGGGCGAGUUUCUCCUCAGCUUCUUGCCUAAAAAAGACAACUAACGAAGCGCAUCAUCUCUAAAGCCUUUCCCGCCCAGACCGCAUCACACACCCCCACUUACGUGAGGAUUCAUCUCAUUCUUACAGAACUUUACGUUCAGAUUUUUAAUGCUCACGAGCUACAUUUUGUUUCAAAUUUGUUGUCUUGAAUGUCCGAAUCAUGCAGGAGGGAGCCUUCGUUUUGCUGCCAAGCUGCCUGUGUCGGUGCAUGUCGAUCCGACAUGAAGUCGCAAAUGUCAGGUUAGGUUUUGAAGAAGUAUGGCUUUAUAAUUACAACAUAUGAUAUUUUAUAUAGCGAUUGUCAAAAUUUCAAGGUCGACGAAUGGCCCUUGGUUGCUGCAGUCUUACGUGCUCCAUUUUUAAACACACAUAGAGUAGUGAUCCAUUCAAAAUAGAAUUAUGAAAAUAUCUAAAUUAAAAGCACACAUAACUUACUUAGAUAUUUGAUAAAUUCUUACAAAAAAUUAUAUUUAGGUUAUUGCCCAAACCUCACUGCUCCAAAAGUACAGGGAACACUUGCCAUAAAGUGGUAAAACAUGACAUUACAUUUCAUACUAGUGUGUAUGGCCUCUGUGGGCCUGUAUGAACAAGGGGUGUCCCGAUCCGAUAAUGAUAUUAGAUAUCAUCCGAUAUCAGCCAAAAAAAACCAAGUGUUGUAUUAUAUCAGUUUGCAUCUAAAAUCGGCAAUAUGAGUACCGUAUUUUUCGGAGUAUAAGUCGCUCUGGAGUAUAAGUCGCACCGGCCGAAAAUGCAUAAUAAAGAAGGAAAAAAACCACAUAUAAGUCGCACUGGGGUAUAAGUCGCAUUUUUUGGGGAAAUUUAUUUGAUAAAACCCAACACCAAGAAUAGACAUUUGAAAGGCAAUUUAAAAUAAAUAAAGAAUAGUGAACAACAGGCUGAAUAAGUGUACGUUAUAUGAGGCAUAAAUAACCAACUGGUAUGUUAACGUAACAUAUUAUGGUAAGAGUCAUUCAAAUAACUAUAACAUAUAGAACAUGCUAUACGUUUACCAAACAAUCUGUCACUCCUAAUCGCUAAAUCCCAUCAAAUCUUAUACGUCUAGUCUCUUACGUGAAUAAGCUAAAUAAUAUUAUUUGAUAUUUUACGGUAAUGUGUUAAUAAUUUCACACAUAAGUCGCUCCUGAGUAUAAGUCGCACCCCAAACUAUGAAAAAAACUGUGAUUUAUAGUUCGAAAAAUACGGUACUUUGAUACCAGCAGUCCCCCAACGUGUUUCCUUGUGUUAGGUCGGUCCAUUCUUGUAUUUUAGUGAAGUUAUAUACAAAAGGUAAACAUGGUAGGCUUUUGGCUACUCAGAGCUAGCUGCUACACAACAACGUACCAAACAAUAGCACACAAGCUAGACAUAUGUAAUAAAUGUCCUUAAUUGAACAAUAUUGCAGUCUAAAACACAUUUAAAUUUAAACAAGUAUAAAUAAUUAUAGUUAUAUAUUACUUACACGUACAAGGCAGGGAAUAUUAGGAAGUACACUGCAAAAACUGAAAUCUAAGUAAGAUGACAUAUAUCAAAUAAGGGUGAUAUUUGCUUAUUUUCUGUCUGAUAAGAUCAUUCUUCUCACUAAGCAGAUUUUAUGUUAGUGUUUUAAGUGUUUUGAUCCUAAAUGAUCUCAGUAAGAUAUUACAGCUUGUUGCUGAGAUUUGAUGACCUAUAUUGAGUAAAACAUGCUUGAAACUAGAAUAUCAACUGUUGCAAAGCUGUGUCAUCAACACUCACAAGUAUAAAACUACUUUUUUAAAGUAAUCAUUUCUUAUUUCAAGCAUGAAAAAAAAAAUCAUGAUUUUGACACAAUUGUGUCUCAUAAUUAAAACAGAUGACAGCCAAAUGGACUUUGCUGUUUUAUUUUCAAUGAAACAAUAGACAUUACAUACUCAUAUAGUAGUACAGUUGGCACAGUACAGUAAACUGACAGUUAAUAUUUUAACAUUUAACAUGUGACAUUUCAAACAAUUUUGAACAGAAAUAGUUCAUGCACAUUCAGAUAAAUUCCUCAAAAUGACAAUUAAAAGAAAUUGGGCCGGGGGCCGGGCUGUAUAUAUGCGCACUAAUUGACUGAAAGAGCACGCACUUGGCGCGAUGAUGUCAUGUUAUCGAUGGAAAAAUGCAUUUUUAGACCAUAUGAUUUGCCUGAGCGGCUAGGAGACCCCGAGAGUAACAAGCGCUUGCCUUGUUGCCUUUCCAUUAAGAACAAUAAAUUAGUUUUUAGUAUAAGUUUGCUGGUUCCAAGAAAUGUAAUGCCGAGCGCAUAUCAUUAUGUCAAGAUAAUGGCACUAGCAUUUACUUCAUUUAAGAAUAUUUUUCAACAUAUUGAGCAAAAAGGUUUCUUUUUUUUUUUCUAUCAAGAAAAGUGCACUUGUUAUUAGUGAGAAUAUACUUAUUUUAAGGUAUUUUGGGGUUCAUAGAGGUUAGCUAAUUUUACUUGUUAUGGAAAGUCUUGACAAGCCAAAUUUUCUUGUUCUAUUGGCAGAUCAUUUUGCUUAGUUCAAAUAAAAUACCCCUCAUUUUUGUAUUAUUUUUUCUUGUUUUUGAACACUGACUUUUUGCAGUGUAUUCAGUAAAAAAAAGUGUCCGCAUCAUUCAAUUUACUGCGUCAUGACUCUUGAGCUUAACUAAAUGAAUUAUCCUGGCCACUAUGUCUCCCAAAAAAUAAUUACCACUCCACUUCAACCUAAAGAUGCAUAAGUCCAUUCCAGACAAUUAAUAAUACAUAGGUUUGUGUUUUUCAUACCUACUAUUGUUCUCUGUUUGACAAAUUGUACUUGAUCAAGCCUUUUCUAACAUUCCACACUAUAGAAUAAUGAAAGUAUGUAUGAUUCAUGCUGUUGUUUCGGAUCAAUAUCGGUAUUGGGCAAUACUUCAGGCUGCAACAACUGCAGUAUUGUACUGUCAGUGAAAAAAUGGUAUCGGGACACCCCUAGUAUUAACACACAAACUCUGUUGGAGGUUAUUUUAUAGUGCUCUAGUAGUGAGUGCUUCCUUCUUGCAUAAAGCAGCAUAUAGCGGUCGUACUUAUCCCUUCCUUUAAGCCCUCUUCACAUACUAUCUACAGUAUAGAACACUCUUGAAACACUGUGCUGGGAGACCCUCCUAAAUCUUCUAGCCACAGUGCAUAUGAAGGAUCUGCACUACCCGUAUGUUCCUUUUACGUUUUGAGCAGUGUAGUUAGAAACAGGAAAAAUCUAUGUUGGAGCAAACCCAGAGAAAGUGUUUAUGUGAUACCAGCACACCUGCUUGGACCUAAGAAGCCACACCCCUUCAGCCACAAGAUGACUUGCAUUGCCUCAGCUUUUUUUAUAAGUAGAUCAGCUCUAUUGUUUACCUUCUCUCAAAGAUCUCUCUGUUCUGGUGUGCAAUCAAACAUUAGACACACCAUGAAACACUGCUUUUACAAUCAGGCAUAUUUAUGGCCAGUACCAAAUUGGUGAUGAAAUAGUUUUUUAUUUGACUCACAAUUACACAGAGUCAAUCAGAUGAUCAAUGCUUUAAAAUGUUGGUGGUUCACAGAGCAAUGAAAUAUCUUUGGACUAUAUGCAAGAUUAGAAACUACUUUGAGUAGUCAGUGUGCAGCUUAAAAAGCAUUGUAGAUUUACUACUAUUGGAAAAUAAGUCAACUCUAGGGAUGGGCGAUGUGGCCUAAAAUCUAUUGCAGCUUCCUGGGAUAACAAUUUGUAUCACAAUAUAUUAUUUAGAAUAUACAUUUUAAUAGAACCAUUUCAAAAUGGGUUACAAAGGCUGCUAAUUUGGCUGCUGACGUAUACAGUAACAUAUUGUCACUUCGGUUUGUAUUCAUACUUGCCAACCCUCCCGAUUUUCCCGGGAGACUCCCGAAUUUCUCCCGAUUUCCACCCGGACAACAAUAAUGGGGGCGUGCCUUGAAAGCACUGUCUUUAGCGUCCUCUACAACCUGUCGUCGUGUCAUCAAUACUAACAGCGUACAGAAUAUAUGCGGCUUUUACACACACUUAAGCGAAUGCAAGGCAUACUUGAUCAACAGCCAUGCAGGUCACACUGAGGGUGUCCGUAUAAACAACUUUAACACUGUUACAAAUAUGUGAACCCACACCAAACAAGAAUGACAAACACAUUUCGGGAGAACAUCCGCACCGUAACACAACAUAAACACAACAGAACAAAUACCCAGAAUCCCUUGCAGCACUAACUCUUCCGGGACGCUAAAUAUACACCCCCGCUACCACCAAACCCCGCCCCCCUCCCAUCUCCCGAAUUCGGAAGUCUCAAGGUUGGCAAGUAUGUUUGUAUUAUUUUCUCAAAACUAUUUUUUAUCUAAUUGCUAAUGUAAUAGCGGGUUACUUUCUGUUGUAACACGGUUCUAUCUUUGUUGAAAUGUACUAAGCCCUUUUUGUUCUGUUGUUUGGAUACUUUACAUUCAUUCGAUUUGGGCAAUGCCACACAUUUGGGUAUCGAUCCAAUAACAACUAGUUACAGGGGCUGUAUUGGUUAUACCAAUGCUGAUACUGAUACUUCAAAUUUUCAAUAGAAAGAUUACAUUCAGAUCACAAUUAUAAUCACACAAAAACACAGGAUGGCGACAUAACAAUAUCAAGUAAAUAUUUGGAUGAUUUUUUACCACUGGCUCUGAUUAAAAUCCUAAGCUUUUUGCCCUUAAAGCCCUUCUGUUUUCAAGGACAUACUUCCUGAUAUAAUAACAAAAACAAGAAAAUAUUUUUUGAUGAUAAAAAAUAUGGAUCUUACCCCUGGAGUGUCGCCCAUAUACUGAUACUUUACUUGGUAUCAUUACUGUCGGUAUUUGACAUUCAAGAACUCUACCUUGCAGUUAGUUACUGUAGCAUGUUUAGCUAUUCCUCGUCAUCCAGUGAUAAUGGGCUACUUGGCGCUAGCAGCUACACAACAGCUAAGCACAUAAGCGACAUACAAUGUGCUUAGAGUGGACCAAGUUCCUCUAUAAAACAGGAACACUCGGGUGUUUUUAGGAAUUAGCUGAAAAAUGCUUGUCUCCCAAGUUUUAAACUGAACUUGGGGGGGCCAAUAUGGUGUCAUUACCCAUUUGGCCAGUUGAAUAGCCUUGCUCUACACUGACUACUCCAAAGUAAAUCUAUGAAUUAUUUUCAUUUAGUGAUGUCCUUUGAGUAAAUAUAUCAUCAUGAGAGAUACUGUAGUUUUAAAGUAAUCAUGUGAGUAAAUGGUCAACUGCAGUUGCUUAUAUGGUUUUGACACUAUUGUUUACAGUACGGAUCAGUCAAUUAUCAAACAUAUCCGUUGCAACUUGAAUUCACUGGCAGGGCACAAAGAGCUAACGGGAAAACAUUCAUCAUAAAACCCCGAAUCAAACCAUUUAUUUGUUCAGUUGACUUGUUUGCUUGAAGCUAUACAGCGGUUAUACACCAUAUCUCACGUAUGCAUCACACCUCCAAAGCCCUGCCAUUGGUUUAUCUAACCGGAGAUCAAGGUGACUUUGACGUCUUUUUUUAUCAAAUCACAUUCCGCUUUGUAGCUCCCACUUGUGGCACUGUUGGCGUCUGAUGCAACUUUUUAACGUGUACUCAUGUGUGGGAGUGAGAAGUGUUUAUUAGUCUUUGGGUGGUAUGAUAUUGUAUAUUUGUGUGUCUUGAAUCUGUUGUACACAUGCAAAUGGUAUAACGUCUAUGCUUUAUUGUUUGUUUUGUACAUGAAGGCUUAUUUGCACACCUACCUCUCCCAUCCCCCUGUUAUUCAGCGUGGUGAUUUUAUGUGAUGAUGCGGAUACAGCAGAUGAAGGGAUGCAACAAACAUUAUUGGAGCUUGCUAAUGUGCGAAGGGACAUGCUCCAAGGUGCCAUUACCUCUAAGCCAGUGCUCAAGUCUGCGGGUCGGCCAGCACUCCUGUUGUCACUUGUGGACCAAAUGAAGCACCUUAUAAUCAACGUUCCCUCUAAGGUGCGCGCCUGUGCAAUUGCGCACUGCUCAAGCGUCGUCUGCGCCCGGCAAAUCUAUGCCACGCACAAAAUCAAAUAAAAAAAAUAAGCGCAUAACAAUUUUCAACACACGGACACGACAGAGACAACAGUUUUCGUCAUCAUUGUUCAAAUAUUGUAACGUUUGUUGAGACGCUUUGAGGACAUGAAUUCCAUCCAUCACUUUACUGAGCAAAACUCUUUAUUGGCGGCCAUAAACACGUCACCAAAACAUUAGUAAAAAAAAAAGAUAUCUAGCAAAACUGGUCAUUUUCUCCAGUACAAACCAGACCAAAGGCAACUUUGUUAUAUCAACAGCAGCCGCUCGCUCUUUCUCACUUGCGCCAACACAUGCACAUAUGGCACUUAGCCAGUGAUGCGUUUACAGACACACAAAAAGUCGGACAACUCCAACACCACACAUAAAGUGUCAUUCCAGGUCGUUACACAAUGAUUUACCAAUCAAAUGUGUGCUUAUUCUAGUGUCAUUUAUCAGGAAUCUUAAUUUAUAAAUAUUAAUCAUGAAAUGCUGUAUAAAAUACUAAUAAAAAUAUAUUUUUUACAAACAGGAAGUUGCAGGAAUGUAUACAUGAUCCCCUUCUUACAUCUCAUUGUGCAACAUGUGAAUGUUUUAAUGGGAACUAAAUGCAAUGUCUGAAAGGGGUACAAAUUAUUUCCAAAGCAGGACCUCCACCCAGACAAACAAUACAAGUACACAGUUCAUGAAAAACAAUAUUUUGUGUUAUUGUCAUUGUAAGUGGGCCUAACACUUAUAUUAGAAAAUAACCUCAUGGAAAUGACUGCUGUCAUUUGAUUAUAAUAAUAAGAGAAUGUUGUCUGUCUAUCUGUGUUGGUCCUGCGAUGAGGUGAGGACUUGUCCAGGGUGUACCCCGCCUUCCGCCCGAAUGCAGCUGAGAUAGGCUCCAGCACCCCCCGCGACCCCGAAAGGGACAAGCGGUAGAAAAUGGAUGGAUGGAUGGAGAUGUAACUUGUUAUUUAGUCAGGUUUGGGCCAGGUGUGCUGCUGGUGUAGCCACAGUGUGCACGUCUGAUGUUGCUCACAUGGGCUCCACUCAAUGCUCAGGGAGUUUUUGCCUUUGCUCACACACGAGAAAAUUUAGAGGGAACAUUGCUUAUAAUGAUGGCGAUAUAAACAUAAUAAGCUCAGAGCCAAUAAUACUGAAAUGAAGUGUACCCCAGACAAGGCUAAUGAGGACCUGCUGACUUGAGACUGUAAAUGUAACUACCAUCAAUGGUGCUGCUUCCAUUAGGUGGACACCAUAUGGUGCUGCUUCCAUUAGGUAGACACCAUGAUGGCGACUGAAUCACAUGCAGUCUUAAAGUGAAAGCCAUAAGGUUUCCGACUGUAAUGACUUGAACAGCUGAGCCAUAUAAGCUCAUCACCAAGAAUCUCUCAACAUUCCAAAUGCCGUUUUCAUCUGCUGUCCCUGUGGUCUAUUUUGAUUGUGUUAUUGGUGAUCGCUUUAAAUCAUUCCCCUGCUUUAUUUGAAAGCUUUUGACAAUGUUGUGCAAUUUCUUUGAGCUUUAAGCCCACGAUGAAUUAUCGCUGACUUUGUGAAUUUUGAGUGUGUGUCCGGAUAGUAUAGUGCUGUAGCUGGUGUGUAGUUCUUUCUGUCUGUCACACUCCUGUGCCAUCCCUCUUUCAAAGUUUGAAAUGUUUUUGUUUUUUUUUUAAAGAAGAGCACAAAGGAUGGUUAAGGCACAUGAGAUCACACAUGGGAUCAUAGUGAUCAUAAAUUCCAAUGUGAAAUGUAUUUAAUGUACAACAUGCAAAGACCCAUGUAGUGGUGGUGUGCACUGAGCAGUUAUCCACAAAAUAUAUAUUGCCUACAUAUUCUCAAUGAAUCAGAUAUAUGAAUGUAAAAUAGAUAUUAUAAGAUGUAUUAUUUAGUGAAUAAUUUAUUACAUUAUGAUCUAAACAUUUAUGCUUUACACACACACACACACACACACACACACACACCAACCAGCUCACUGAUAUGCAAUAAGUAGAAACCGCACACACAAACAACAAAACAUGUCAAUGUCAGCAUCACAAUAAUGUAUACACAAUGUGACCGGGGACCUUCGGAGCCUUUUUUGGGGGGGUCCGAGUCCUCUUCCUCCGAGAGGAAUUGCGCAACACACAGCACUUUAUAUCAACCACAUCCCCGCCACCACUCUAACCAUACAGGGUGUUUAGAAUUCUGUGCAUUGAAUGACACACACACAAACACACACACAUACGUCCUAUGCAUUGUUUACGAUGCCAUGGUGAAAGAAAUAAAGUGUUUCAUGUCACAAUUUGCUGUUCAAUAAACUGACUGUCCCUAAA